GUAGAGCAUGCAUGCAGAGAGUUAGGGAGGAGAAAGAGUGAAGAGAGAGGAUUUCACGUCGUCUUCUUCUUCUCCUCCCGCUCUCUCAUCAUCAAUCAACGUAUGUGAGAAACAGUGAUUGAUCUGACACGGUAUUAAAAUAUUAACCAAACAACUAACAUAUAUAUAGCUAGAGAGUGCACAAAAUAAACGUGGCUCUAAUUCGGGUAUUCCUUCAAGCUCUCAUGGCCCCAAGCAAACUCAAGAAGGCGAUUGGGGCCAUGAAGGACCAGACGAGCAUCAGUCUUGCAAAGGUAGGGUCCAGCGAUUCCCUCUCAGAUUUGGAGGUCGCCAUCGUGAAGGCGACACGUCAUGAGGAAUACCCGGCCGAAGAACGCCAUGUGCGUGAGAUCCUCAACCUAACCCGCUUCUCACGGGCCCACGUGGCCGCUUGUGUCACCAUCGUCUCCAAGCGUCUUGGCAAAACCAAGAACUGGGUGGUGGCGAUCAAGGCCCUCAUGCUCAUCCACCGUCUUCUCAAUGACGGCGACGCUGCGUAUGAGCAGGAGAUCUUUUUCGCCACUCGACGCGGGACCCGCCUUCUCAACAUGAGUGGUUUUCGUGACUCAUCGCGAUCGGAAGACUCGUGGGAUUUCUCGGCAUUUGUUCGGACUUAUGCACUGUACUUGGACGAGCAGCUCGAGUUGCGGAUGCAAAACCACCGCCGCUGCAGAAAGCAGAGAGGCCACCGUUUAGAGUAUGAUAACCAGAAUGAGGAGGAAGUUCCAGCAUUGCAAGAAAUGAAAAUUGAGAUGGUCUAUUCAAGAAUCCAUCACUAUGUCCACAUUCUUCAACGAUUCUUAGCAUGCAAACCAACAGAAGGAACUCGUGUGGCCGGCCGGCUGGUCACUACUGCCUGGAAUGCAAAAACUCUGGCACCCAUGGUCAACAACACAAUGGCAGGGAGUGCAGAUACAUCUGUUGCAUCUUCCUCGAGGGUCCAACCUUGAAGGCAGUGGUGGUUGAAGCUAAGGCCGUCCAUGGACCAGUGCGUCUCUUCACCCUCGACAUUAUGGCAUCAAAGACGGGUACGAGGCAUGUUGUGUGAUGGGUGUCAUAUGAGGUAUGCGAAGGUGAGAGGAAGGAGGGUGAGAACCAGAUGGUGCUGCUGCUGCAGUGCGGCGGCGGCAGUGCGGCUGAACAAUGGGUCGAAGAACGGCUGUGGAAGGGGCUGUGCGGUUAGGGUUGGAGAGAAGAGGCUAUGGUUGGAAAAAAUGAGAAAGAGCUUAGGGUUUUAUAGACAUAGCUUAAAGGGUAUAUUAGUCCAUACAAAUCAAUUAAUUAAUUAUUAAUUACUUCAUCCGGUUCUUAAUUAACUUUACACUUUCCUUUUCAGGUCGUCCCAUAUUAAACUUUACACUUCCUUAUUUGCCUUAUUUGGCAAACAAAUCUACACAAAACAAUGCAAA
This is a messenger RNA of Cuscuta europaea, 1448 nucleotides long. NCBI's taxonomy places the organism in Eukaryota, Viridiplantae, Streptophyta, Magnoliopsida, Solanales, Convolvulaceae. The record is from the annotation of a GenBank genome assembly.